AUGGCUGAUCAUCAAGAUCUCGAGAAAGCAGAACAAACGCCCGCAAUCGUCAACGCCGACGACAGCAAACAUGACUCUCAAACGUCUUCAGCAGACAGCCAGCAGCACGAGUUGGAAGACAACUCGAAUGUUCCAAAACUCGGCUUUCUCCGCCUCUUUUGGCUGUUCCUCUCUCGAUUCGGCAUCUUUGCUUGGGGAGGUCCAGUCGCCCAAAUCGCACUCUUAAAGGACGAACUCGUCAUCAAACAGAAAUGGAUCACCAUCUCUCGUUUCAAUCGAGUCUUUGCCGUCUAUCAGAUCCUACCAGGUCCAGAAGCAGCCGAGCUGUGCAUGUUCUUUGGCUGUCUCUCUGGUGGUCGUCUGGGAGGAAUCGCUGCAGGAUUGGGAUUCAUCUUGCCCGGAUUUCUCUUGAUGCUUCUCGCCAGCUACUUGUACACCAUUGUCGGGUUUGGCAACAAGUAUGUCAAUGCCUCGUUUCGUGCUCUCCAGCCCAUGGUCGCUGCAAUGGUCAGUUCAUUUCUCGCCGUCUAUGGCUUAAUCAACAUGGCCGUCGCCCGUCGCCUCUUUUCCGUAGCUGCCCUCCUCUUCAUCUUACAGUACGUCGCAUACGGAGUGUACGUUCAUUUCAAGGGCGUUCCCUCUCCCUUGUCCCUCGCACUCGGAAUCGCCCCCAAACCAGACGUCGGUCACCUCUUUGGCCUUGGUCUCGUAUCCGGUAGUCUCUCCUUUGGCGGUGCUUUCACCGCUAUCCCGUUUAUCCAAGCCGAAGCGGUUCUCAAAGGUGGAUGGAUGCUUCAGCAGGCAUUUAUCGACUGUAUCGCCAUUGGCAACGUCCUCCCUGCUCCUCUUGUCAUCUUUGCCACUUUUGUCGGCUUUUAUGGUGGGAACAGCUAUGGUGGGAUUGGCUACGCAUUUGCUGGUGCUGUUGUUAUCACGCUCGGCAUGUUCUUUCCAUGUUUCCUCUUUGUCAUUGCCGGACAUAAUCUCUUGGAGCGACUCGUACGGAACAAGUUUCUCGCCGCAGGCUUUGAUGGACUCUGUGGCUCGGUCAUUGGCGUCAUUGCCAUCGUCGCAUUCCAGCUCCUGAGUGCCAGUGUUGACUAUAAAGGUCACAGCAGUACGCUCAGCUCAGAGGAGCAGUACCGACUUGCGUCUCAAAACGCGCUCGCGGCUGUCAUCUUCGUACUUGCCCUCGGUGCGCAAUACAUGUUCCGCAACCGGUUCAGUAUCAUCUUGCUCGUCUUAUCUGGCGCACUGGCGGGCCAGUUCCUCUUCAUCUGA
This is a messenger RNA of Serendipita indica DSM 11827, 1281 nucleotides long. Lineage: Eukaryota; Fungi; Basidiomycota; Agaricomycetes; Sebacinales; Serendipitaceae. The record is from the annotation of a GenBank genome assembly.